Molecule: messenger RNA, 2737 nt
Organism: Myxocyprinus asiaticus (Chinese sucker)
Lineage: Eukaryota; Metazoa; Chordata; Actinopteri; Cypriniformes; Catostomidae
Gene: col9a1a
Product: collagen, type IX, alpha 1a
Exons: 32
Coding region: 81-2144 (687 amino acids)
Source: RefSeq, a predicted model, not a curated record
AAGGUUUAGUUGGGGAAUACACUUGAACCCCAACAAAUCUUCUAAAAAGGACUUUUUUGCCCCAAGUCAUCAGGGUGACUAUGGCGCGCGCCGGGACUCUUCGCGCGUCUCUGCUGGUCAUUUUACUGCAGAUAGUUCUGAUCAGCUCUGCACAGAGGGGGCCACCUGGUCCAAGAGGGCCACCUGGACCUCCAGGGGUUCCUGGAUUUUCUGGCGUUGACGGCAUUGAUGGUGAGAGGGGACCUGGCCCUGGCCCUGAUGGCCCCCCAGGCCCUGAUGGAGAAAAUGGCAGGAAUGGAUUAAAUGGCCUUCCAGGAAACCCAGGAGCGGACGGUUUGACUGGGCCACGUGGUGAACCGGGCCCUGCUGGCCCUACUGGACAGAAAGGUGAACCUGGUGAGCCAGGUCCAAGGGGAGCUCCUGGUGUCGGAGAGGAUGGUGAAGCUGGUGCUGAUGGGGAAGAUGGAUUACCUGGAGAGCUGGGCAAAGUUGGACCUCCGGGAAGUCGGGGAUUAAGAGGUCCCGUUGGUGCUCAAGGACUGCCAGGGCCAAGAGGCCCUCCUGGAGUCUGGGAUGGUAAGGAGCUGUGUCCAAAUGCCUGUACUUCUGGUUUGACUGGUUACACUGGUCUUCCAGGCAUGAAGGGUCACAAAGGUGGCAAAGGUGAAUCAGGUGAACCAGGAAGGCAAGGACAUAAGGGUGAAGAAGGAGACCAGGGAGCACCUGGAGAGCCAGGAGCACAAGGAACACCUGGUCCACAGGGUCUCAGAGGAAUCACAGGGAUAAUGGGCCCUAAAGGGGACAGGGGACUUCGUGGGAAUGUUGGCGAUUUGGGUCCUCAGGGCAUACAGGGUGCUCCUGGUGAUCAUGGUCAAAGAGGAAAAGUAGGUGAGGCCGGACCAAAAGGAGCUCAGGGAGCACUGGGCUUUCAGGGACUUAUGGGUUUACCUGGACUGAAAGGAGAGACUGGUUUGCCUGGGGUGGAUGGUCGUGAUGGUAUUCCAGGACUUCCUGGAGUGAAGGGUCUUCCCGGGAAAGUUGGCUCACCUGGAGAGGCUGGACUUCAGGGAUUCCCAGGUUUACCAGGUAUUCCAGGAGCAAAGGGCCACAUGGGUGAAAAAGGAAAUUCUGGUGAUCCUGGCAUGGCAGGUCUGAUUGGAAAUAAUGGAAAAACAGGUGAACGUGGUGACCAGGGAGAGGUUGGACAAGUCGGACCAAGAGGUGGGCCAGGAGAGAGAGGAGAAAGAGGCCCUGAUGGGCCUGCAGGCUUGCCAGGUGUAAGGGGUGCUAAAGGAGAUUUGGGCCUUCCUGGUCUUUCAGGGCCUGCUGGCCUACCCGGGCAGAAAGGAGACAGGGGCCUGGUUGGUCUCACUGGUCCAAAAGGCGAACAAGGACCACCUGGUGAAGAAGGAACACCAGGAGAGAAAGGAGAUGUAGGUGAUGAGGGAGAGCCAGGAGAGAAAGGAUCGACAGGAAAACCAGGAGACACAGGAAAUAAAGGACCGGAGGGAGGGCGUGGCCAACCUGGACCCGAGGGCCCACCCGGAGAGCCUGGACCAAGAGGCAUGCAAGGAGACAGAGGAGUACCCGGACUGCCUGGGAUACAGGGACGACGAGGCCAAGCACCAACAAAUGAGCAUAUUAAGCAAGUCUGCAUGAGGGUCAUGCAAGGACAGCUUGCCCAGCUGGCAGCUAGUCUGACAAGGCCUGAGUCAGGUAUCGCUGGGCUGCCAGGUCCUCCUGGUCCCCCUGGUCCUCCAGGACCUGCUGGAGACAAUGGCUUCCCUGGACAUCCUGGUGGCAGAGGACUGCCAGGUCUCAAAGGGCCACCUGGGCUUCUAGGAAGAAAAGGGCCCAAAGGUGACCAAGGUGACAGGGGAGAUAGAGGGCCCACUGUGCAGGGGCCUAAAGGUAUUCCUGGACCACCAGGGCUCCCAGGUGAUCCAGGUAGGCCAGCAUAUGGCAGUGAUGGCCGUGACGGCCUGAGAGGACAACCAGGUGUUCCUGGAAUGCCAGGUGUGCCUGGGCCACCUGGUCCUGCCGGCCUUAACGGAUACUGCGAGCCAUCUCAGUGCAUCUUUCAAGCAGUUGCAGCUCCACAGUCUGCCAAGGAGUCAAGCAUGAAGGGACCAGAUGGUCUAUGAGUGGACAACCAUCAGUGAGCUGCACAUCAGAGUCCAACGUCUCUGGACAGGGAAACUUGAGAGACUAAUGGAGUGACUCCCUCUACGAGGAGAUUUCUGUGUUGAUGGUAUUGCAAGCAUUAUAAAUACUUAUCAAACACGUGUGUGAUUUGAACACUAGCAUGAAGUCUGAAGUCAUGAAGGCUGGAUCAGUUCGAAUUACAGUUCCCAAUGACUCAGUCCUCCUUCAUUAAGAACAUUUUUGUUUCUUUUUUUAAACAAUUUUAAGAAUACUAAUAUUGCCAUUAAGAAUUAAAAUAAACCUAAAUUGUCCCAACAAUAAUGCAAUCAUAGUUGGCAAAAAAAUACAUGCUCAGGUUUGGUAUGAUUUCAAUAUGCUUUCCAUUCUUUAGGUACUGGAUGAUGUGUAUCAUGACUUAAGUAUACUUUUUUAAACUUUGUAAAUUUGUCAAUAUUGAAUUUAGUUAAAAGUUUUGGGUUGUUUAAUCGUUGAGACAUUUUAAAAAUGUCUGAGGUUCAUUUCGGUGGGGCAAGAGGGGCACAGUCUUCAUGUUUAGAAAAAUAUCUAGGAGUUUUCUAUAUUCUUAUUUAUU